Molecule: messenger RNA, 581 nt
Organism: Dendroctonus ponderosae (mountain pine beetle)
Lineage: Eukaryota; Metazoa; Arthropoda; Insecta; Coleoptera; Curculionidae
Product: enhancer of yellow 2 transcription factor
Exons: 3
Coding region: 95-409 (104 amino acids)
Biological process (GO): regulation of transcription by RNA polymerase II; positive regulation of DNA-templated transcription; poly(A)+ mRNA export from nucleus
Cellular component (GO): DUBm complex; nuclear pore; SAGA complex
Molecular function (GO): chromatin binding; transcription coactivator activity
Source: RefSeq, a predicted model, not a curated record
UAACGGUUUUCUAGGUUAAAACAUCAAAAAUCAAAACAAUUCCAGUCCAGUAACAGAAAUAAAAUUUUAAACAAUCUACCUGGGCCGAAUUAAAAUGUCACAAGAAUACGAUUCUCGUGUUAACAUGCACCUGGAUAUCAAUAAUGGGCUGGACAGGGUGAUUGAGUUGGUUCAUACACGAUUAGUGGAAAGUGGAUGGCGCGAUCAGGUUCGACUCGCCUGCCGGCAGCUCUUAACUGAAAGUGGCAGCUCAAACAUCUCCAGUGUAGAUGAGCUGAUUAGUACUGUGACACCAAAAGCUCGAUCCAUGGUGCCCGAUGCUGUAAAGAGGGAAUUGCUGCAUGAAAUCGAGAUGAUUUUACUGAACCUGGAAAAGGCUGGAUAUGUUAAAGGUUUCGAGGAUUCCUAGACGAAGUUGAGAAGACGAAUAAAGAAAUAGCGAGCAGGCAUGACUAUAUUUUGGGACUCUAGGCCAGGGCCCCAUAUUUCAAACAAACCCCGGUCAACAGCCCCAUUUCCAUCAGCCAAACACAUUGCGUUGAAUAAAACCGCCCAAAAUAUUGAGGCAACUUUCAGUUUAA